AAGCAAAAAGCAUGUAGAAGCUGUCAGCACAAGAAUUUCAAAGCCUAAAAAGAAAACUUUAUAAAUCCAAACAUAAAAAAGCUGAACUCAUCCAAAAACCAAACCCGAAAAAAAACAAAGGCAGACAAAGAAACAAAAGAGAUGAUCAAAGGCAGAGAUGGAAACAGAAGAUCAUCUACUUCUAGCUACCCUGCAGAUUUGUUGGUAUGUUUCCCUUCAAGAGCCCACUUAGCUCUUACACCUAAACCCAUUUGUAGCCCCUCUCGUCCCUCCAUCUCCAUCUCCACUAACCGUCAUCCCCACCACCGUCGCCAGCUCAGCAAACUCUCCAGCAGCGGUGGAGGAGGAGGACAUGGGAGUCCUGCCUUGUGGGCUAAACAAGCAAGCAGUAAAAACAUAGGCGGUGAAGAAAUAACCGAACCAACUUCACCUAAAGUCACUUGCGCUGGUCAGAUCAAAGUCCGGCCAAGAAAAUGCGGCGGGAAAGGAAAGAACUGGCAAACGGUGAUGGAGGAGAUAGAGAGGAUACAUAACAAUAAGUCUAAGAGCAAGUUUCUUGGAUUAAAGAAAGAACUGAUGGGUUUCUUGACUUGUCUAAAGAAUAUAAAGUUCGACUUCAGAUGUUUUGGUGAGUUCAGACAUGAUGAUGUCAUCACUAGCGACGACGAUGAAGAAGACGUAGAAGAAGAUGAGAAUACAAAGAAUGUUUUCUCUAAAUGGUUUAUGGUUUUACAAGAGGAAGAGAGCAACAACGACGAGGACGUCAAGAACAUCAAGAAGUGCGUCGUUGAUGAAAACUCUGACGUGGAAGCGGUUGUUCCGCCGUCGAACGCGCUUUUGCUGAUGAGGUGUAGAUCGGCUCCGGCGAAGAGUUGGUUAGAAGAGAGAAUGCAAGUGAAAACAGAGGAAGAUAGCAAAGAAGAAGAGGUUAGUGUGAGCAAGAAUAAGAAGGAUUUGAGAUCACUGAUGGAGGAAGAGAAGAUGGAGUUAGUGUUGAUGAGAUACGAUACUGAUUAUUACAGACUAUCUUCAGACAUAGCUAAGGAAACUUGGGUUGUCGGAGGAGUUCAAGAUCCUUUGUCUCGGUGUCGUAGCUGGAAAAGCUAGGUUUUUUUGCCAGUUAUACGGUUACUUAAGCUUUUUACUAUUAUUUUCAUUAUAUGGUAAUUAGUUUUGAUUUUUUGGGGGCUUCUUGAAUUUCCAGGGUAACUCAAAUGGUUUGUAUUUUCUUUGUUUGUUUCGUGUGUUUUUAUCACGACGUUUAUAAUGUAAUGCUGCAAAUAUGUACAGGUUUAUAUAUUAUGUUUACUAGAUUCUUUUUUUGU
Molecule: messenger RNA, 1325 nt
Organism: Eruca vesicaria subsp. sativa (arugula)
Lineage: Eukaryota; Viridiplantae; Streptophyta; Magnoliopsida; Brassicales; Brassicaceae
Source: the annotation of a GenBank genome assembly